Messenger RNA from Enhydra lutris kenyoni (northern sea otter), 2802 nucleotides. RefSeq names its product SRSF protein kinase 2. The record is from RefSeq and is a predicted model, not a curated record. NCBI's taxonomy places the organism in Eukaryota, Metazoa, Chordata, Mammalia, Carnivora, Mustelidae. Bases 1 to 2265 code for a protein of 754 amino acids. The transcript has 18 exons. Gene Ontology annotation, biological process: protein phosphorylation; regulation of mRNA processing; spliceosomal complex assembly. Gene Ontology annotation, molecular function: protein kinase activity; ATP binding.
AUGGAGAGGCGGGUGGCGCGGUCGGCCGGGUGCUGGCCAUUCAGGCCCGAAAGCGGAGGCCGAAAAGAGAGAAACAUCCGAAAAAAAAUCAAGCAGAAGAUUGAGCUGCUGAUGUCAGUUAACUCUGAGAAGUCGUCCUCUUCAGAAAGGCCGGAGCCUCAGCAGAAAGCUCCCUUAGUUCCUCCACCGCCCCCUCCGCCACCCCCGCCGCCCCUGCCGGACCCCACGCCCCCAGAGCCGGAGGAGGAGAUCCUAGGAUCCGACGAUGAGGAGCAGGAGGACCCUGCCGACUACUGCAAAGGUGGCUACCAUCCAGUGAAAAUUGGAGACCUCUUCAAUGGCCGAUACCAUGUCAUUAGGAAGCUAGGAUGGGGACACUUCUCAACCGUCUGGCUGUGCUGGGAUAUGCAGGGGAAAAGAUUUGUUGCAAUGAAAGUUGUAAAAAGUGCCCAGCAUUAUACAGAGACAGCCUUGGAUGAAAUAAAAUUGCUCAAAUGUGUUCGAGAAAGUGAUCCCACUGACCCAAAUAAAGACAUGGUAGUACAGUUAAUUGAUGACUUCAAGAUUUCAGGCAUGAAUGGAAUACAUGUCUGCAUGGUCUUCGAAGUACUCGGCCACCAUCUCCUCAAGUGGAUCAUCAAGUCCAACUACCAAGGCCUCCCAGUUCGUUGUGUGAAGAGUAUCAUUCGGCAGGUCCUUCAGGGGUUAGAUUAUCUGCACAGUAAGUGCAAGAUCAUUCACACUGACAUAAAGCCAGAGAACAUCCUGAUGUGUGUGGAUGACGCGUAUGUGAGAAGAAUGGCAGCCGAGGCCACCGAGUGGCAGAAAGCAGGUGCUCCUCCUCCUUCAGGGUCUGCAGUGAGUACGGCUCCGCAGCAAAAGCCCAUAGGAAAAAUAUCUAAGAACAAAAAGAAAAAACUGAAGAAGAAGCAAAAAAGGCAGGCUGAGUUACUGGAAAAGCGCCUGCAGGAAAUAGAAGAAUUGGAGCGAGAAGCCGAAAGGAAAAUAAUAGAAGAAAACAUCACGUUGGCGGCACCUUCCAAUGAACGGGACGACGGGUAUGGCCCAGAGGGCAAACUCAAAGCUGCCGGCUUAGAGGACGCGGCCGAGGGCGAGCCCACCAACGACAAUGGUGAGGCUGAGGACCAGGAAGAGAAAGAAGACACCGAGAAAGAAAACACUGAGAAAGAUGAAGACGAUGUUGAACAGGAAUUGACCAACACAGACCCUGCGUGGAUAGAAUCCCCCAAAACCAAUGGCCAUAUUGAGAAUGGCCCGUUCUUACUGGAACAGCAGCUGGAUGAUGAAGAUGAAGAAGAAGAAGAUUGCCCAAAUCCCGAGGAAUAUAACCUCGAUGAGCAAAAUGCAGAAAGCGAUUACACGUACAGCAGCUCCUAUGAACAGUUCAACGGUGAAUUGCCAAACGGACGGCAUAAAAUUCCCGAGUCACAGUUUCCGGAGUUUUCCACAUCGUUGUUCUCUGGGCCCUUAGAACCUGUGGCUUGUGGCUCUGCACUUUCCGAGGGAUCCCCACUUACCGAGCCUGAGGAAAGCAGUCCAUCCCACGACAGAAGCCGGACGGUUUCAGCCUCCAGCACUGGAGAUUUGCCAAAAACAAAAACCCGGGCGGCCGACUUGUUGGUGAAUCCCCUGGAUCCGCGGAACGCAGAGAAAAUUAGAGUUAAAAUUGCCGACCUGGGAAAUGCUUGUUGGGUGCAUAAACACUUCACAGAAGACAUCCAGACGCGUCAGUACAGAUCCAUAGAGGUUUUAAUAGGGGCAGGUUACAGUACGCCUGCUGACAUCUGGAGCACAGCGUGUAUGGCAUUUGAGCUGGCAACAGGAGAUUAUUUGUUUGAACCACAUUCCGGGGAAGACUACUCCAGAGAUGAAGACCACAUAGCCCACAUCAUAGAGCUGCUAGGCAGUAUCCCAAGGCACUUUGCUCUGUCUGGAAAAUAUUCUCGGGAAUUCUUCAAUCGCAGAGAUCACAUAGCAUUGAUCAUUGAACUGCUGGGGAAAGUCCCUCGAAAAUACGCUAUGUUGGGGAAAUAUUCCAAGGAGUUUUUCACCAGAAAAGGAGAGCUGCGGCACAUCACCAAGCUGAAGCCCUGGAGCCUCUUUGACGUCCUUGUGGAAAAGUACGGUUGGCCCCACGAAGAUGCUGCACAGUUUACAGAUUUCCUGAUUCCCAUGUUAGAAAUGGUUCCAGAAAAACGAGCCUCAGCUGGCGAAUGCCUUCGGCAUCCUUGGUUGAAUUCUUAGCAGAUUCUACAAAUAGAGCAUUCUGAGCUAGCAAAUGUUUUCCAGUGCAUUGGACCUAAACGGUGACUCUCAUUCUUUAACAGGAUUACAAGUGAGCUGGCUUCAUCCUCAGACCUUUAUUUUGCUUUGAGGUACUGUUGUUUGACAUUUUGCUUUUUGUGCACUGUGAUCCUGGGGAAGGGUAGUCUUUUGUCUUCAGCUUAGUAGUUUACUGACCCACUCUCUUCUGGAAACAAUAACAUGUCUCGAAGCAUUGUUUGUGUCGUGUGACAUUCAAAUGUCAGUUUUUUUGAACGAAAAAUACUUUCCCCCUUGUGUUUUGGCAGGUUUUGUAACUAUUUAUGAAGAAAUAUUUUAGCGGAGUACUAUAUAAUUUACAAUCUUAAGAAAUUAUCAAGUUGGAACCAAGAAAUAGCAAGGAAAUGUACAAUUUUAUCUUCCGCAAAGGGACAUCAUUCCUGUACUAUAGUGUAUGUAAAUGCACCUGUAAAUGUUAAUCUCCAUUAAAUAUGGGAUGGGGACUCAAAUUUCAGAAAA